AGCAUAGAUGACUAAUCAUUGAAGAAAGUAGGCAACAAUUAUGAAGAGAUAGGUGGGUAGGGGGUCACCCUGCAGGAGACCAUCUUAUAGUUGAUCUAGGGGCGGGGUCCUGUUUAGGAGGAUUGUCCUCUUGCUUGAGACUAGCAACAUUCUUAUCCAUCUUAUAGUGUUGUUUGGGAAACCCCUAGUGAGCAAAAUGAGAAGGAGGGAAUGCCAACAGAUUGAGGCAAAGGCUUUAAGGAAGUCAAUUUUGAACAACAUAGCGGCAGCUUUCCCAAUAUGAGAGGCACUGAGCAGGACGGUGGCGUAAUUCCUCCGCUCCCGCGAGUGCCCCAGGGGGAACCUAAUCCGCCGCCACUCUUCCCCCUCCUCUUCCCUCCUUGCUCGUUGUCGCCCGUUGCCGCCAGGUGGAGCCCGGCUAGCAGGGGAGGCGGCGGGGCCUUCUCUUCUACGCCGCUCGUGCUCCACGGCUGGCGCGGGGGGAGUGGUGCCGCUAGACUGUGGCGGGGCCCAGCGGCAUGGCGGCCCGUCCUCGGGGCUGCGGUGGGGGGCCUGGUGGCAGCUCAUCGUCAACUUAGGCGGCGCUGGUGGUGCGGUGGGCUCAGACGAGGCAGCGUCGUGCUCGCGCUUCCCCGACUAGAUUUGCUCGCUUUUGGCUGUGAACAGACAUCCAGCGUCGUAGGGUGGUGCAGUGUUCUAGCGAGGCGGUGCGUGGUGGUGGUCUGCAGUGCCGUGGCUACGACCACUGUGGUCGCUUGGGUCUUGUCGCGGUGACGACGGGAUGUUUUCCCGCGGUGAUUCGUUUGUGGCAUCUUCCUCCUUUGCUGAUAUAGGUAAUUGGCUCGGCUGGCUGGCGCGGGACCUAGCUUGUGCGAAUCUGGUGGUGGUGAUCAUGGCUUGAGGGGCUGGCCGAAGGUGCACAGGAUCUUGACGGUGGGAGGCAUAUGUCGUCAUGGGGUGCGUUGGGCGGCUGAAGCCUGCGGUUACCGGAUCUCGCUUGCCCUGCUCUGGCCAUCGAGGCCGCCAAUCUUGCCAAGGUGUCCACUUUGGGCCGGAAGGGGGGGUCUUCUCCUUUCUGGUCGACAAGUUUAGUAUGGUGUGCCAAUGGCCGAGGGAUGCUCUCAGAUGCCGGGGCGGCGACCCUGGAGGUGGGAGGUGGUGUGCUCGUGGGCGGAUCACGUGACUCAGACACGGUCUGGUGACCAUGGUCGUGUGGGCGGCGUGGUGACCGGGUUGUGAUGUUGGGUGACGGUGGCGCGGUUGUUCGCACCACAACUCGGCGGUGGUGAGUGCUAACCGGGGUGAAAACCCGUUCUGACUUGUUAGGCCGGUGACGAUGGCGUGUUGGCAUCAUCCCCUUCGUGAAGGCAUCGUUGCAUGUACUCAUUGUUGUCGUGGUGCUCCGGGGGAAACCCUGAUCUUUGGAUUGGGCGGUGGCGGCAUUCUGGUGUCGUUCCCUUCCAGAAGGCACCGCCUUGGAGUCUGGCUUCGUCUUAUGGUGCUUUCUUAGCAUAGUACGAAAAUAUAAAACUUUUUUGCAGAUCAAAAUACAUCUGUAUCAAAAUUUAAGAAGUUGGUGUAGUUCAAAUUGAAGGAUAACCCCCAGCGUCUUACAUGCUAGUAUUGUCUUUAUCUUAUGACAAUUCUCUAAUUUUGUGCAGGUACUUAAUCAUAAUUGAUGAUCUAUGGAGUACUUGCAGGUACUUAAUCAUAAUUGAUGAUCUAUGGAGUACUUCAGUAUGGGAUAUUAUUAGGCGUGCUUUUCCUGAUGGUGAUUGUCACAGCAGAAUAAUGACAACUACCCAAUUUGAGGAUGUAGCAUCGGCAUGCUGCAGCUAUCAGUCGAUAUACAAAUUUGAGAUGGAACCUCUAAAAUAUGAUCAGUCACAAAGAUUAUUUUUCCGUAUGGUGUUUGGCUCUGGAGAUAAAGUUGCUUUUCCUGGGUGCUUGAGAGAAGUUUCAUCUGAGAUUAUUCAGAAAUGUGGCGGUUUACCAUUAUCAAUGGUAAAUAUAGCCAGCUUGUUGCCAACAGAAGAAAGCGAAAGAAACCUCCAGCAAUGGAAGGAUAUUCGAGAUUCCUUGCCUUCCACUUUGAGGACAAAUCCUACUUCCGAAGGGAUGGCAAAAGUUAUAAACCUUAUAUACAAUAAUCUUUCCCCUGAAGUGAAGACAUGCUUGCUAUAUUUUGCUCUCUAUCCAGAAGGCUACACGAGCAAUAAGGAUGACUUGGUGAAGCAAUGGAUAACUGAAGGUUUUACAGGGGAAGGAGAAGAAAAAGAGGACACAGCGCGGGGGUAUUUUGAUGAGCUUGUCAGUAGAGGGAUGAUCCAAGCUGUAGACAUCAAUUACUGUGGGGUGCUUUCAUGUACACUUCACCACAUGGUACAUGAUCUUAUUAUGAAAAAAUCCAUGGAGGGAAACUUCGUUGUCGGGGUGGAUAACUUUCAGUCACUUCCUAACAAGGUUCGUCGUCUGUCAGUCAAAUUCGGUGGUGCAAGGAGCGGACGAAUACCAACGGGAAUCACGCUGUACGAAGUUCGAUCACUUGCAUUUUUUGGAUUCUAUGGUUGCGCGGAUUUCAUUGAGGAGUGUAAGCUUCUUCGGAUUCUAAUUCUCCAUGUGUGGGCUGAUCAAGAUGAGGAUCCUUUUGAUCUCUCUGGAAUUACUACACUGCUUCCACUGAGAUAUGUGAAGAUUGCAUGCAAUAUCCCCAUCAAACUUCCAGACAAGAUUCAAGAUCUGCAAUACUUGGAGACACUGGAAGUGGAUGCGACAGUAGUUGCUAUCCCAUCAGCUAUCAGAAAACUCAGCAGGCUCGCCAGUCUAAAGAUUGCAGUUAGAGAGCUAUUGAGGCAAGAUAUUUGUAUCCUCCAAGCACUGCCAGCUCUCUCGGCAUUGUCACUGCAUGUGUGGACUACACCCGUCGAAAUGAUCGUCUUCGACAAGGGAGAAUUUUUAGUUCUCAAGUGCUUUAAAUUCAGAUGCCCUGUGCCUUGGCUGAAAUUUGAAGCAGGUUCAAUGCCUGACCUUGAGAGUCUCAACCUAUGUUUCAACGCCCACCAAGCCGAUCAGCACGGUAUUGUGCCAAUCGGCAUGGAGCACCUGUCAGGACUCAAAGAAAUCACUGCACAUAUUUGGGGUUCAGAUACCGAUGUAGGAUCUACGUUCAGAAGUGCAGUUAGCAAUCAUCCAAGCAAUCCUAGAAUCAACCUUCGGUUGGUCGAUCCUAUUUUUCAUGGUGCCGUAACCACAAGUGUGGGGACGAUCAAAGUGGAAGAUGAGAAAAAGCAAGCUGCUGAUAACAAGUACUAAAAGUCUUCCAUGUGCUCCUUGUGGGACCUGAUUUUUUCUAACGACCCUGCAUGGUUGUCAUAAUCAGGAUGUCUACGUUAUCCCGGUAUAAAAGGAUGUCUACGUUGCCGGGAUCCUCUUCAAGUGUGCAAGGU
Messenger RNA from Aegilops tauschii subsp. strangulata, 3446 nucleotides. Lineage: Eukaryota; Viridiplantae; Streptophyta; Magnoliopsida; Poales; Poaceae. The record is from RefSeq and is a predicted model, not a curated record.